Messenger RNA from Spodoptera litura, 548 nucleotides. RefSeq lists its product as uncharacterized. Lineage: Eukaryota; Metazoa; Arthropoda; Insecta; Lepidoptera; Noctuidae. The record is from RefSeq and is a predicted model, not a curated record.
AUUGAAUAUUAAUUUUAUUUGUGUAGACGUUCAAAAUGCGUGCCACUUUGAUUGUUUUUGCGUUGUCUGCAGCUGUUCUGAUCGGUCAAAGCGAAGCAAUGAUACCAGCGUACUCAGUCACCGCUCUCCGACUAGCCUUCGACGAAAUAUCAACCGUAUUACCCAUCGCCAACCAACUGGCAUGUCUUCUAAUACCAUUCCUAAUCAACUUGAUAAACAAUCUCAACAAUCUGUCAAAUAUAGUUCAAAAUUUGACACCUGCGUUGUUGCCAUACUUCGGAUGCACUUUACCCCUGUUGUAUGCGACGUUGACAGAUUUAGCAUCUGUCCUUUUCUUGUACAUCAGUGUUUUGAUAUCGCUGUUUCGCUCUAACGUUUUAGCUGCUCCGGGACUUUUGUUAGGGUUAGUUUCACAAGUACUCAAUUUAGUGUUGAACCUGCUCAGCGGGUUGACGGAUGGAAGUGGAUUGUUGAGCUCCCUUAUAAAAUUGAUUACAAGUAUCGUUGUCGAGUUGGAGAAGUUGUUGGUCUAAUUGUAUUUGUUUGUU